Messenger RNA from Protopolystoma xenopodis, 869 nucleotides. NCBI's taxonomy places the organism in Eukaryota, Metazoa, Platyhelminthes, Monogenea, Polystomatidea, Polystomatidae. The record is from the annotation of a GenBank genome assembly.
CUUCCGAAAAAGCCCUGCAAAUUUUGUUUCUAAAGGGAUCUUCUUCUAUACGAGAAAUAAUUAAGCACUCUAGAUACAUAUUACCUGCUCAUAAGAUCCCUGAGAUCUUAACUUCCCUUAUUAGACAUAAUGUAGUAACCAUAUUGAGGGAAAAUGAUAUAAAAUAUUCUAUGAACUUCAAUUCACUUUUGUCCUUCCCCAGGUAUCCUCUAUACGCCAAACUAGUGUUUCAUUUUUAUGGGAAAGCAGCUGAAGAUAUUAUACUAAUCCUUUUUCUUGCUGGCAAAGCCUAUUCAUCAGAGCUACUUCAGCGCUGUUUAGUUUUGACGACAGACCGCCCUAGAGAGUCAACUUCCUAUAUUGAAAGUCUUGUGUCUAGUCUAGAAACUUUAGUGAAAACUUGCGUUCUUAAAGCUGAGAUUCCCAAGACUUUUAAAACAUCUCAAGACGAGGUGAAUGAGGCUGUCACCAGUAUUUCCAUCUCUAAAUCUGAGUUAAUAAAUAACUUACGAGCAUUCGCUGCCAGAAAGAAACUUAUGGAGAAUGAAGGACUCACUACAGCAUCUGCGGAAUUUAAAGACAUAACGACAGGUGAUUCAUGGGAUCUCAUGAUCACACCUAACAUCGAUACCAUAGAGGCAAUAUGGAGAGAUAAACUAAUAUGUCAAAUGGCUGCAGAAAAAAUUGAUAAAACCGCUGGGGAUAUUUUGUCACGUCUUUUGUGCAUUGCGACGGCAGCGGGUAGAAAUACGCAAAUAACAUCUCAUGAGUCAGGUGUUAUAUCAAGAACUGAACUUAUGAAAAGCUUUCGUGUUGUUCCUGAAUUCUUCGAGUCGUAUAUGAGUAUUCUCUUAGGUGACCCUAUAUGA